Messenger RNA from Serinus canaria (Common canary), 431 nucleotides. RefSeq names its product cytochrome b-c1 complex subunit 9. The record is from RefSeq and is a predicted model, not a curated record. Lineage: Eukaryota; Metazoa; Chordata; Aves; Passeriformes; Fringillidae. The coding region runs from base 59 to 238 and encodes 59 amino acids. The transcript has 2 exons. Gene Ontology annotation, biological process: mitochondrial electron transport, ubiquinol to cytochrome c.
AGCCUACAUCUCCCAGUAGCCCUCACGGCCCGGCGCUGGCGCGGAGCGCGCAGGCAAGAUGGUGCUGCUGCGGCAGGUGUACGCGUCGCUGUUCCGCCGCAGCUCCACGUUCGCGCUGUCGAUCGUGCUGGGCGCGGUGCUCUUCGAGCGCGCCUUCGACCAGGGCGCGGACGCGCUCUUCGAGCAGCUCAACGAAGGGAAACUGUGGAAACACAUCAAGCACAAGUAUGAGAACUGAGCAGCUCAGCAGCAGGAGCCAGCCUGGGGUGGCAACAGGCACUGCAGGGAUGGGUUCAGCCUCCUGAAACUGGGAAUGGAUUCUUGAUGGAACAACUCCGAGCCACCAGCUGAUACGAUGUGAAGCCAGAUCAAGGAGUUCUGCUGCUGUAUUCCCCUUACUGUGUUCAAAUAAAACUCCUGGUCCUCUCUUG